Sinocyclocheilus anshuiensis is the source of this 1025-nucleotide messenger RNA. RefSeq names its product S100 calcium binding protein U (gene s100u). The record is from RefSeq and is a predicted model, not a curated record. The coding region runs from base 209 to 766 and encodes 185 amino acids. Lineage: Eukaryota; Metazoa; Chordata; Actinopteri; Cypriniformes; Cyprinidae. The transcript has 4 exons. Gene Ontology annotation, molecular function: calcium ion binding; calcium-dependent protein binding. Gene Ontology annotation, cellular component: perinuclear region of cytoplasm.
CAGAGUCAGGCGCAAAAAAACGUUAACGAAAAAAGAAAAAAAAAAAAAAAAAUCACGGAAGAGAUUCGGCAGCGGUUCGAGUCUGACAAGUUUUUUUUUCUUUUGAGGUAGGCGAGGGAAGAAAGGGGAAAGGAACAAAUAGAGGUUUUACUGCAGCUACUGCGAACUGUCAGUCCGUGCUGUCCCCAUUUUAGGAGCGAAAGCAAAGAUGGAGGCAGCAAUUAAAACCGUGGUGAGUGUCUACCUGAAGUCAUCCAAGGGCAAGGAAAACCUCGGAGGGAAGGAGUUCCAGAGCCUCGUGAAGAACCAGCUGAAAAACAUUCUGACGGGCUCAGAGGACAAUGAGGCAGUCAAAAACAUGCGUCAACAGCUUGACAACAACCAGGAUGGGAAGGUCAGCUUCCAGGAGUAUAUGAAUCUGAUUGGCUAUCUGGCGCAGGCUGUCAGCGAACAGCGUUGUUUGGAAAACGAAACACAACCAGAGAGUUCAACCCAGGAGACGCAGGCUGAGGCGGCAGCCAAUGCACAGGCAGAGCCGGCAGCCAAUGCACAGGCAGAGCCGGCAGCCAAUGCACAGGCAGAGCCGCCGAAGGCAGAGCCACAGGAGGCAAAGGAGGUGGAGAAAGAAGACGAGCCAGUGGCCGAGGAGGCAGCGGCCGAAGAGCAGAAGCCAGAGGAAGAGAAAAAAACAGAUGUGGAACAGGAAGCGGUGAAAGUUGAAGAGAAGAAAGCUGAAGAGGAGAAUAAAACAGAGGAAGCAUCGUAGGAGCUCGAGGAAGUCGAGAUUGUCACAUCUCAAAUGCUUCUGUGUUUGUUUUGUUCGUCAUUUUCAUUAUUGUGAUAUUUGAAUACAUAUAUAUGAAACCUGGCCAAUACACUACAAUUUUUUUUUUACUGCAAAGAGCCGUAACCCUCUCAUUACAGUUUUUUUUUUUUUUUUACAAUGCUAGGACACAUUUCUCAAUACUUUUCAAAACUCUUCACACUGUUCUCCUUACCAACUUUCAGCUUGGCACAGCAGUAAA